This is a messenger RNA of Argentina anserina (silverweed cinquefoil), 925 nucleotides long. RefSeq lists its product as uncharacterized. The transcript is spliced from 5 exons. NCBI's taxonomy places the organism in Eukaryota, Viridiplantae, Streptophyta, Magnoliopsida, Rosales, Rosaceae. The record is from RefSeq and is a predicted model, not a curated record. Bases 102 to 725 code for a protein of 207 amino acids.
AUAUCUUAAAUUCCCAGAACUAGUUUAGCUUCACUCGGUUCUGCGUGUUAUCAGAAACCUUUAACAUAAGGAAGCUUCGUCCUUUCCAGUCCUGAUUGUUAAUGGAUUCAAAUGGUGAAGAACCCAGUUCGUGGGAAGAGCUUUACAGUAUCAACUGGAUACCAUCAGAGUUGUUUCUCAAGUUCCGGAAAGAACUUCAGGGUUUAAGGGUCGGUCUCAAUUUGGAGUUCUAUAAUGCUCCAAUCAAUGAGUGUCAACCAAAGAUUGUGUUCAAGCCGUUAGCUACUGAUCGGAGGUGGAAGUUCAUCUAUGAACCUAUCCGUCAAGAUGUCCGUGUUCUUUCCAAGAAAAUUCCUCUAACUAAUUUUCUAAAUCUUCAGGUUGGCAUUGGCCAUAAUUUUCGAAUGAAUGCAACUGGAUGGAAAUGGAAGCUCACUACAUGUUUUGGUGGAGAUGGGAUAUCUCGGAUUCGGAAUAAGACAUCACUUGGCGUGUGCCCUGGUGUAGAUUUGCGUUUUGGGUGGAGGGCAGAUUAUGUGCUUCCAGAAGUUACUGGGGCUCUGGGCACUGGUGAAGCCUUGUUUAACAUGAGCACAGGGAAAUUAGAAGCAUCACUGGAUAGAGUUGAGGGCAUUCUAACACACUAUGAUAAGGGCACUCUAACGUGCGAUGACACAAAUGAUCUAUACGACUAUAAAGACCAGCAGGAGCCAGCAGAGGACUGAAACAGAUGAACUACUCGUCUACUCAUCACAGUGAGCACACCAAUCUUAAAAAACAGCGUGAUCUUUAUUAAAAUAGCACGCUACGAGCUUGUUAGUGUUUCUAAUGAUCAUUCAACAUGGGGUCAUCGUAUAAAUGAUGUUUAAAUUUAAGCAGUUAAAAGUUUUUUUUCUAGUGUUUUCACCGUUUGUUUUCACAGUAA